AUGGGAGAGCAGUUUAAAAUUAUAGAAUACUCAUUAAUUAUCUUAUUUAUUGUUACAGGUAGUGUUUUCCUAAUUUCUACUAGUGAUUUAGUAUCCAUAUUUCUAUCAAUAGAAUUACAAAGUUAUGGACUGUAUUUAUUAUCAACUAUCUACAGAGAUUCAGAACCCGCUACAUCGGGUGGUCUUAUGUAUUUUUUACUAGGGGGACUAUCAUCCUGUUUUAUACUAUUAGGAACAGCUUUACUUUAUGCAAAUUCUGGUACAACAAACUUAGACAGCUUGUAUAUCAUAACUAGCAUAUCUGAUGAUGUAUACGAUGCAAUUCCUACAGUUGUUACUACUUUUGUGGCUAUCAUUGCCAAAAUUUCUAUCUUUAUUUUCUUAUUAGAAUUAGUUCAUUAUACUAUAAUAGGAACCGUGGUAGGAUUAACACAAUCUAGGAUAAAAAGACUUUUUGCGUUUAGUACAAUAUCACACGUAGGAUUUAUAUUAUUAGGUUUAAGUAUACACACUGUAGAGUCAACACAAGCCUUUAUGUUCUAUUUAAUUCAAUAUUCUGUCUCGAACUUAAAUGCUUUUAUCUUAAUAUUAACAAUAGGUUACUCUCUAUAUUGUUAUGCUAUUGGAAAACAAGAGGAUACCAAUAAAAACAAUGAUAAUUUAACGGAUGUUAAUAAUUCUCCUAUUCAGCUUAUUGAUCAAUUGAAAGGGUAUUAUUAUAUAAAUCCUAUAAUAGCCUUAAGUUUAGGUAUAACUUUAUUCUCUUUUGCAGGAAUACCACCUUUAAUAGGGUUCUUUGGUAAACAGAUGAUUUUAAGUGCAGCUAUUGAUAAUGGAUAUAUUUUUAUGGCCUUAGUUGCUAUAUUAACAAGUGUUAUAAGUGCUGUAUACUAUUUAGCUAUAAUAAAACAAAUCUUUUUUGAUAGACCAGAUUAUAUUAUAAACGAGGAACUAAAGGAUUUUAAUGCAGAGGGUUUAAUAACUGAAAAAAAUUUUAUUUUUAAAAAAGUUAAUAUUAAAACCAACAACAUUGUUAUAUCAACCUCGUUAAGUUUAUCUAUUUCAGUUAUUACAUUAGUAAUAACAUUAUUUAUUUUUAUACCUGAAGAAUUAUUAAGUUUAGCUAAUAUAUUAGCAUUAAUACUCUUUAAUUUAUAA
Messenger RNA from Bipolaris maydis ATCC 48331, 1158 nucleotides. The record is from RefSeq and is a predicted model, not a curated record. Lineage: Eukaryota; Fungi; Ascomycota; Dothideomycetes; Pleosporales; Pleosporaceae.